This is a messenger RNA of Esox lucius (northern pike), 2798 nucleotides long. It is a transcript of the gene smyd1b, whose product is annotated as SET and MYND domain containing 1b. The record is from RefSeq and is a predicted model, not a curated record. Gene Ontology annotation, cellular component: nucleus. Lineage: Eukaryota; Metazoa; Chordata; Actinopteri; Esociformes; Esocidae. Gene Ontology annotation, molecular function: histone H3K4 methyltransferase activity; protein binding.
GUCCUCUGGAAUGCUGGGGGGGAAGUGUCUGCAUCUGGCCUGGACCUCCAAGAAGGCCCAAAGACAGCUGCUGACCUGUCAGGAGUCCUGAAAGCAAACUCAACUGUUCAUCUGCCUGUUGGACCAUCACACCUGACAUGGAAAACGUUGAGGUGUUUGACUCACCUGGAAAAGGGAGGGGACUAAGAGCCACCAAGGAGUCUUCAGGAGACGUGCUUUUCUCAGAACCCCCUUUUGCUUCAGUUGUCUUUGACAAUCUUUCGGAGAAGAUCUGCCACAGCUGUUUCCGCAGACAGGAGAAGCUGCAGCGUUGUGGCCAGUGUAAGUUCGCCCAUUACUGUGACAGAACAUGCCAGAUUGCCGGCUGGAAGGAACACAAGGUGGAGUGUGGAGCCAUCAAGGCCUUCGGGAACAUCGGGGACAACAUUGGCAAGACUCCUAAUGAGAAUAUCCGUUUGGCUGCCCGCAUCAUGUGGCGCCUGGAAGAGGGCAGCAUUGUGUCAGACACACAGCUGACCACGAUAGAUGAUCUGGAGGACCACAUCAGCGAAUGCCAGGACGACCUAAAAGAUUUGAAGGUGGACAUCCACAACUUCCUGGACUACUGGCCCCGCUACAGCAAGCAGCACCGGGUCGACGACAUCUCACACAUCUUCGGAGUGAUCAACUGUAACGGCUUCACGGUGAGCGACCAGAGAGGCUUAAACGCAGUAGGAGUGGGUCUGUUUCCUAACCUGUGUCUGGUCAACCACGACUGCUGGCCCAACUGCACUGUCGUCUUGAACCACGGCAAUCAGUCGGCUGUGAAUACUAUGUAUCACUCUCAGAUGAGGAUUGAGCUACGUGCCCUGGGUAAGAUCGAGGUGGGAGAGGAGGUGACUGUAUCCUAUGUGGACUUCCUGAACGUGACCGAAGACAGACAGAAACAGCUAAAAAUGCAGUACUUCUUUGAUUGCACCUGUGAACACUGUAAGGGUCACAUCAAAGAUGACCUUAAGAUGGGAGGGAAGGUGGUGGAUGGGAUCAAGGUACCAGAUGAGCUGGUGAACGAGGUCACAGAAUACAGUCGGGAGAUGCUGCAGAAGAUGGAAAAGGCUCGCCUCGACGGCAACUACCAUGAAGUUAUUAAGAUAUGCAGGGAGUGCAUAGAAAAACAGGAGCCGGUGUUGGCCGACACACACAUCUACCUGCUGAGGAUGUGGAGCACAGCCAGCGAGGUGUUAGCAUACCUGCAGUUUAUCGACGAGGCUGCUGACUACACACGCAAAAUGGUGGACGGAUACAGUAAAAUAUACCAUCCGCACAACGCCAGCCUCGGAAUGGCAACCAUGAGGGCAGGAGUGGCCCACUGGCAAGCUGGGAAGAUCGAGGUGGGACAUGGAAUGAUCUGUAAGGCCUACUCCAUCCUGCAGAUCACCCAUGGACCCACACAUCCCAUCACCAAAGACCUGGAGGCUAUGAGAAUGCAGACCGAGAUGGAGUUAAGGAUGUUCAAGCAGAAUGAGAUGAUAUACCAAAGCAUGCGAGAGGCAGCCCUGAAGAACCAACCAAUGACCAUGAAUAAUGAACCUUUGGCAGAGAGCGUCAAGAAUCUUUUCCGCCGGCCGAAGAAAUAACUUCACAACCUGGCAGAAUAAAGUUUAGAGAUUAAAGGGGACUUUUACAACUUGAUGUUAAUGUUUUCCUUACCCUGAAAUUAAUCAAUAUGCCAGGUAACUGUAAUACAGUUUAGUUUUUAAAUAUCCAUUAAAAACUCCCAGUAUUGUUUGCUAGUGCAAGCUGAAAAUCUCUGAAAAUCAUUGGAUGUUAGCAUGCGCUGUAUUAAAAAUGUAGGUCAAUCACCUGCGAACUCCGUAUUUGAUAUUAUUUGGUUUAUUUGAAUUAUAUUUAGGUCUUAAAGAUCUGGCUAAAUAUAAAAAUGUUCAUGCAUCCCUUUAGAAAUAUUUUGAUAGGGUGGACAAAGUUAUAGCCUACAAUAUUAGACUACAUACAUUUUCACAUUUCUGUAAAUUUGUUUUUACACAAUUUAAAACGAUUAAAUUAAAUAAUGCAAAAAUAAAAUACAGUUUUUGAUUCACAUUAGCAAUGAGAAACUCUUGCUCCGGAGUAAGGUGAACAACAUGCAUAUGCAGUGAUUUGGCAAGGCCCCCUGACCUAGAAAGCAUAAAAACAUUAGCUGGAAGUUUUGAUGGGGGAUUAUAACUGAACAAUUAAGGGACCUAUGAACUGUAAGCAAAUCUCCUCAUGACAGAUUUUAGGUAGGCUGAUACUAAUGGCCCUGACCUACAAUCAUGUUUCUGCCUUAAAGUUGUAUUUUAUUAAACCAAUUAGAUGUUGUAUUUUUUUUUACAGAAGGUUAAUUAGAGAUUUUUUUUUUAAAUAACUUAAAAGUCAGUUUUCACAGACUUGUUUCAGCUUCUGUCAGACAACCCGAAGAUAUUUCCAUGUGCAUCAGUCACAUUUUCCCUCUGGCAUUACAGCUGAUAUCUAUCACAUCACAUAUGUCAUAGCGCCCCCCCCCCCUCAUUCCAUUUAUUGUUCUGUAGCGCUAAAGGUGCUCAAAUAUGCUUUUGUUUUUCAUACAUUACUUUCAGGGUGUGGAACCGUCAAACUUGCAUCGGUGAAAGUCUCAUUUAAAUUGCUCAAAUCCAUGAAUCCACUCUUUUGCUAGGUUUGGAAACAGAUGUAGGUUGCCGCUUGAAAUGUCUAGACUAAAUAAACACAGUAAAGAAAUUAUUACACCGCUCUGCAUGCAUUUUGUAUGAAAAGUAAUGUCACAUUAAACUGAAAACUGUUUU